CAUCGACAGCUCACCAGGUUAGUGCACCGCGAACAGCCCGACCGACGACACGGACUAACCUGGGGUACCAACCCAGAGAGUACCGACGACUCCACAGUGAUAAAACUUCGGCCGCGACAGUCGUUCCAUUGUUGCAGUUGGAUUUUUUCCUUUUUUUUUUUUUGUCGGCUCGAGAGAGAGUCGCCGUUGUUCCGCUACGCCGGUUGUGUGAAAGUAACCAGCGGAGUGCCGUUACACAAGCCGUUUUCCCAAGUGUUCCGGACGUGGUGCCAUGUAAUUGCUGGGCGCCAUGAUGAGCCAGGAGGUACUGCAGGUGGUCCACGAGAAGGACCCCUGGAUCGAGGAGUCCGGCGACAUACCCUGCCACCACGACGCAUCGUGGCCCAACAUAGAGGAGGAGGCGGUCCAGAUGGCCGACAAGAAGGGCCGCAGGAAGUCGUGGCACGCCAUCAAGUUCGAGAGGAAGAGGCGGAAGGGGGUGGUGGAAUCGGGAUUACCGGGAGAGGCGAGGCAGAAGAGGCCGUCCUGGUGGAAUAUCUUCGCGGCGGCCAACCAGUGGCCUAGGUCUCGUAGGGCGUCCCAGGAUGGCGGCAGGGUCACCAAGGAGAACUUUCCAUGGAUGCGGAGCAAGAGCAGAAGCGUGGAUCACGGAAUAUCCGCCCCCUACGAUCUCGAGGCUCUCAGAGCAAAAGUGGACGGUCAAUUCGAUAGAAGCCUUGAAAAAGACCUAGACGGAUCCACCAACAGCCUCAGCGAGAGGAGAAAGACAGGACCACCAGAAAAUACCACUGUAUACACGGUCGCAGACAGGGACACGCUGACCUCUGUGGCCGCGAGAUUCGACACCACACCCUCGGAACUGACCAAGCUUAACAGGUUAGCGACGCCCUAUAUCUUUCCGGGGCAACAGCUCUACGUACCCAACAGGGAAAGUGCAGAGAAUGAAUCGGAAGGUUCCACGCCAGUAGAGGACUCGCACGAUGAUCUACCGCCCGAAGAAAAAGAACUCCUGGAGAACCUGCGGCCGGUCAGCCCCAAGCCCGGCCACGUGGAGAGGGUCCGGACGCCCUCCUGCACCCAGGGCUCCAGCACCGAGACCGACGACCAAGAAUCCGCCGUGUUCAGGGAGCGCUUCCUGAAGAUCAACGUGCGCCACAUCACCGACGGCCAGGGGGUGGUGGGGGGCGUGCUCCUGGUCACCCCCAACGCCGUCAUGUUCGAUCCUAACGUGUCCGAUCCCCUGGUGAUCGAGCACGGGCCGGAGGCGUACGGCGUCAUAGCGCCGAUGGAGUUCGUGGUGAACGCUGCCAUCUACAACGACAUAGCACACAUGAGGGUGGGGCACGUGGAGUCGAGCUCGGGGGAGAAGCCCGAGAUCUACUACCCUAAGGCGGACAAGGAGCCGGAUUCGUUGAUGGUCAAGGACGAGACGUUUCCUGAACUAGUUACCGGAGAUGACGCGGAGUCCGUCUGUUCGUGUACAGAGAGGGAGGGCGAUGCCUUCCCCAAAGCCUUCGAUAGAGAUCUCGUCACCCCGACCAACCUCGAAGACGCCGAGGUCCAACAGAGGGCGUUAGAGGAGAGGAGAAAAUCAUUAUUGGACCACCAUUGGGCGAUACCGUCUAGGGACAGGCAGUCCAUAGAUACAGAUGAAAUGCCCGUACUGUCGGCCCCGCCCGUAGCCGAGGAGCACAUCGACGAGGAAGAAAACAGCUUGGCUAAGGAAAGCUGCCACGAUUCAGGGAUCGACAUUAGGGAGACUAGUUUGCCCCCCGUUGUACCUAUCCCCACCAAAAAGUAUAGCGAUGCGGACAUAGUCCUGUCGAAGGAAUGGGUGCCUCCGAUCACCAUAGCUCCUACAAAUGUGAGUAUGGGUAACGAGUCGGAAAGUCCCGCGAGGAAGAAAACGAACUCGGUGUCGUUUAGUUUGGAUUCCAGUUCGGACGCCGACAUGGGCGUCACGCCCCUGUCGACGAGCAACCUGGAAACCAAGGAUGAUGUUGAAAAGGCUGAUACUAGAAAAAAUAAGAUGUUAAAAAGACUGUCAUAUCCCCUAUCAUGGAUGGAAACCCUCGGCGGCGAAAAAGACGACGAUAAACCCCCUAGUCAUCCUCAGUCGGCGGCAGACGUUCACCAUUCGUCUGUUUUCUCCAAGGUGUUCUCGAGCUCGCCCAUUCACCUGGUCGACUUCGGCACCGGGCUGUUCCACAAGACUCCCUCGGAAGACAGCGGCUCCUCGGGAGGGCCCCAUUCCAGCGGCAGCGGGGGUCCUCCCCUCACCGACUCGCCACGUACCAACGGUUCCGGCACCUCCACUGGCAGCAGCUUCUUCCCCACCAACAUCAUCAGCUCGGUGGGGGCAAUGGGGGCCCAGGUCGGCGCCCAAGUGGGGGCGAUGGGGGCCCAGGUGGGGGCCUCGGUUGGGGCCAUGGGGGCGACGGUCGGCGCCAUGGGCGCCCAAGUGGGGGCGUCGGUGGGGGCCGUAGGACGUUCCUCCGUUGGGACUUUCAUAAGACAGCCAACAGAUGGGAGCUCCAAGUCCAAAGCGCCACCCCCGAAACUGGACUACAGGUCGAUGGUGUCGGUGGAAGAUAUGCCGGAGUUGUUCGUCUCGUUUGACAAGCUGAUCCCGAGGCCGGCGAGGUCCUGCGAGGAUCCCCCGUUGUACCUCCGCCUGAGGAUGGGCAAGCCCCUCAACAAGCCCAUUCCAAAGUCCACGCCCCUGAUGUCGUACGGCAAGAAGAAGAUGAGGCCCGAGUAUUGGUUUAGCGUGCCCAAGAACCGGGUGGACGAGUUGUACAAAUUCAUUCAGGGCUGGGUGCCCCAUCUCUACGGGGAGCUGGACGAGGAGAAGGUCAGAGAAAGGGGCUUUUCCUUGGUGGAGAUGGACACAGAGCUGUGGAGCGAGGAACCCACCCCUUCAGCAAGCCGCCACGGCAGUCAGGACGGAGAAAUUUCCGAACUUACCAAAGAAAGCUGGGAGCUUAUCAAGGCCCCCUAUGUUAAGAUCUACAGCAUCAUCAAGACGCAGACAAUGUCGGCAGACGGCAACGAUGAGGUGCUGCCCAUGUCCGAGGAAUUCCGGAGGGCAUUCUACUCCUCCUCGGCGGCGCCCUCUCUCGACAUAGAACUGUCGCCGCCCGACCUAGUCGGCACCACCGAGAUCCUCACCGACUACCACCGCGAGUGCUUGUGCCGCCACCUGCCCGCCAGGGCAGAGGGCUACGCCUGGACGCUGAUCUUCAGCACCAGCCAGCACGGCUUCAGCCUCAACUCCAUGUACAGGAAGAUGCAAAAGCUGGAGUCGCCCAUCCUGAUGGUCAUAGAAGACACGGACAAUAAUGUUUUUGGUACCCUAACCUCCUGCGCCCUCCAAGUGUCGGACCAUUUCUACGGCACGGGCGAGUCCUCGUUGUUCACCUUCACGCCCGACUUCAAGGUCUACAACUGGACGGGGGAGAACCUGUACUUCAUCAAGGGCAACAACGAGAGCAUCAGCAUCGGGGCGGGCGACGGCAAGUUCGGCUUGUGGCUGGACGGCGACCUUUACCUGGGCCGUUCCGAGUCGUGCAAGACGUACGGCAACGAGCCGCUCACGCCCAAGAUAGACUUUGUGGUGAAGACUUUGGAAUGCUGGGCCUUCAUAUCCAAUUAGAAUCGUUAGGGAGUCACGACGCGGAGUAUAUCGGGGGUCGAUUUUAUUUUUACAAUUUACAUUAGAGGAAGCUUUAGACGUAGAGCGACACUAUUGCACAAUUGUUGGUGAAACAAAAAAAAAAGUAAAAAUAUAGCUUCAAAUCAUUAUUACCGGUAAGGAUGACGGCUGCCGUUCCUUUAUAUAUUAUAUAUAUCCGAGUUGUUCAAAUUAGUUUGUUAUGGAUAAUGUUACGCUUAACUAGAUCAUUAUGAAUAACUGUUAUCGUAUGUAUAUUUAAUGGUACCUUGCGUGCAAAUUUUAACGUAGCCUUUUCUUACUUUUCAUUAGGUGGAUUACUGCUCUUGUUUAGUUCACUAGUCAUUUUUGUAUUGUUAACGUGGUGGAGCGGGUGAGUUUCCAGCGAGCCGUUUCUAGUGCGCGCGCGCUUGCUGUGUCACAACGAAUGACUGGUCGGUUGGCGGCACCGGAAACCGUCACGAGGGAAUAACCGUCGUAGUGGCGCCUGGUUUAAUCUUUUUUGUUCCACUUCUUCCCUUCGUUUUAAAUAGUGUCGACCUGUCAAGCGACGAGACUUUUCACGCCGAUUUCUUUUUAAUCGUACUUUCGUGGUCGGUUUUUGUCAAAAUUAUUUAUUUUCAAUUUUGUAACACUGAUUUUUGGAAGUCGAGUUUAUUUUCACGUUAUUUACAAGGUAGUUCAGACAAACUCGUUUAUUUUUAUUAUUACCAUCGCCAAAAUAAGUUUUUGCAGGUACUUUUUUUUUCAUCAAAAGCUAAAAUUGGUUCAACAAAAUUGAAAAAAUUUUUAUCUAGUUGCAACAAUUUGCUCCAAAAUCACAUUUAUUUUGAAUUUUCAUUACUCAAAUUAUAUAAAAAAUAAUAGAAAACAACUGUUUAAUAUUUUCCACCCUGUAUAGGGUGUCAAAAAUAUUUUGGGAAAUUUUCUCCAAAAUGGUUGAAGGUAAUAAAAACCUAAAACUGUCAUAUUUUCAGUGGCUGACUCAAAUACGGGUUAAAAAUAUUUUAUGCGGUAUUUUUUUUUUUCUCAGAAACGUACCCCUGACAUUCAGUUGUAAAACUUUUUAUUAUUUCAAGAUAUUGCCAAAAAUCAUUUUCCUGAAAUUCUUGACUUCCUUAUUCGCGUAAAGUCAUUGAUUUUAUGCAAGAAUUGGGCCACUCUAUAAAUAUAUUUGUAAUUUGUCACAUAAAUUUGAUUCACUCUGUAAAAUAACUUUAGGCGUGUUUGUUUUGAAGGAAAACAUUGAAUCUGAACUGGUUUUUUGUGUAUCAAGGCUGAGAAUUUCGGGACAGUGAUUUUCGACUGUUAAUACCUCAAAAAUUGUUGAAAAUUAGAAAAAAAAAUAAAAUGUAAGAAGUACUUUCCAAAGGCAUCAAAACAGGAAAACGUUUUUAAGGAAAACAGUUACCAAGUUCUGUCAGGCGCUAAUAGUUUUUUUAUCCUAUUUCUCAGGAUAUGUAUAUCACCCUGUAUAUUUCAUAAUUACAAUGAAAUUUUUACUUAUUCAUGAUUCAGUGAUGUUAAACAGCAAGUAAACUGAGAACUAUUACUUUCAAUAGUACCGAUAAAUUAUUAUUAAAAUUAAGACGUUUGAACUACUUGAUCUGAUUUUUGACCUGCACACUAGAAAUUCAUAAUUAAUUUAAAACGAACAACAUAAAAUGGAUUUUGAGAUAAAUUGUUUCAACUAAAUCAACUUUGGAUCAAUUUGAAUGAAUUUCUUAAAUAGCAUUCGAGUGUUUAGUAGAAAAAAAUUUAUUUCCAAUUUUUAGCCACAGAUGAUGACAAUAGUAAAAGUAAACGAGUUUAUGAGGUUUGUGUAUAUUAAUUUAUCUAAUUUUUUCUCAUCGUUUUUGAAAUUUUGGAAAAUGACACGAAAAAAAUGUUAAUUUUGCAAAUGUCAAAAAUAUCAUGUGAUUGGGCGCCAGUUGCCAUUAUUUUUUAAACGAAAACGAUCGAUCUUGUACCGAACUCUAAAUUAAACGUGCAUCAGAAGUGGGAUAAAAAAGACGAGAUUGUGGAGAGUCAUUGGUGGUUUCCACAGUUGAGGCAUUUACAUUCUGGUUAAUUUUAAUGAAAUCUACGCAGCCAGAGGGGUGUACGAUUGUGUUGUAGCAAUUACGGUGGGAGGGGGCGAUGGGGGCUGUAGUUUAGGUCUAUCUGUCAAUUAGGUGCGUAGAGAACAUGCCAUAUCAGUUGUCAAUUUAAUGAUUUUAAUGUUAGAGGCUGUUAUGCGGACUGCGCGUCCGACACCCUCCAGUUGGCUAAGUAGGCUCUGCCCUGCGGAACAGACCUACCCUACGUUCAGCUUAUUAGCGUGAGGCGGCAGUCCGUAACUAUUACUAUUAUUAAUUAUUAUACUUAUACCUACCCUAGAUUAGUUACUCGAUGUCUAAGUUGUGUACUAUAACAUUUAUUUAGAGGAUAUUUAUCUGUAAAAAUACUGUAUAUAAAAUUAAUAUUAAUAGAUUCUAAUAGUUGUAUUUUA
Messenger RNA from Anoplophora glabripennis (Asian longhorned beetle), 6164 nucleotides. It is a transcript of the gene mtd, whose product is annotated as oxidation resistance protein 1. Lineage: Eukaryota; Metazoa; Arthropoda; Insecta; Coleoptera; Cerambycidae. Gene Ontology annotation, cellular component: nucleus. The record is from RefSeq and is a predicted model, not a curated record. The transcript has 17 exons. Bases 290 to 3655 code for a protein of 1121 amino acids. Gene Ontology annotation, biological process: response to oxidative stress.